AUGACUGAACAAGUUUCCCCUAAGCCGACUCAAUUGACAGGUUCUACAUCUGAACAAUCAGUAUAUAACCCUGUGAACCAAAGUAAGAUAACACGUACUUAUGCAGCUCUCCGUACUAGACUCAUCUCUCGUCUCUCCGCAACGCUUGAUCAUUCCUUCGUCCCCGCCACGAUCAACUCAAUUCCUGAACAAUCCCCCGUAUCCGCUCCAGGGAGCAUUUUUGAAGGGGAAGAGACUGGUUUGUGGUCCACUCAUCAGCAACUGAAGUCAGUAUUGACAAAGUUUCAAGAAUGUGCAGCAGAAGGAUUGGAUAGCGGUAUCAAAUACAGACAGUCGAUAGAUUUCCUCGAUGAUUUUCUACAGGGUUUCCUUGCCGUUUCACAGGUAUCGAAAUCUUUCCCCAAGGAUAAUUCCAUUUACCCUAACGAGAAUAUUGGUGUAAAUCAGACUAUGGGAAAUGCUAUGACCGAUGAUGAUGAUGAUUGGGAUUUCGGUGGAGUUGAUGUUGAUGAGGAGGAUUCGAAGCUCGGAGGAGCAGACGUUGACGGAAAGGAUACAAGCGUUUCGGAAGUGGACGUUAACAGACAGAAAGCAAAUGAGGAAGAGGUAGAGGAAGAAGAGACCGAAAAAGAUAUAGUGAUACGUACAAUUAAAGAGCUCGUCAUCCUUUGCCAAUCUGAAACUUUAGGUAAACCUAUAGAUGAUUUCGUUACCGAACAUCACUUGGUUUCACAGUUGGAAGCGAUAGAGAACGCUGUGAUACAAGGAGAAAAAGCGACGGGAAUGGUGAUGAAUCAAUUGACAGGGAGUAUGGCUUGGAAUCUUACUGAUUCGGAAUCGGAAUCGAGCUCUAAUUCAGUUUCAACCAUCUCGGUUCAGAUGAAUGUCAAAGAUAAUUGUGAUGUAAAAGGAUUUCGGGAGGUGAAUGAGAGUGUAGGAGGUCGGUUGAAGAGGUCCAGGGAAAGUGAUGAAGUUGAUUCUGCUGUUGUAAAUGCCGACUUUGAGAAGCUUCAGAUUUCGGAUUUCGAUCACGGAAUCGCAUUUGGUAUGACGGGAAAGACCGGGACGGAUAUUAGGAAGAGGUUUCGCAUGAAAUAA
Tremella mesenterica DSM 1558 is the source of this 1098-nucleotide messenger RNA. RefSeq lists its product as uncharacterized. Lineage: Eukaryota; Fungi; Basidiomycota; Tremellomycetes; Tremellales; Tremellaceae. The record is from RefSeq and is a predicted model, not a curated record. The transcript is spliced from 2 exons. The coding region runs from base 1 to 1098 and encodes 365 amino acids.